Molecule: messenger RNA, 1641 nt
Organism: Cylindrotheca closterium
Lineage: Eukaryota; Bacillariophyta; Bacillariophyceae; Bacillariales; Bacillariaceae
Source: the annotation of a GenBank genome assembly
AUGCUACAAGAAACAUCCGAAGAAGAACGGUUGCUGCGACUUGCCGAUUUGUUUGACAAACAGCUCUGUGAGCAUGAUUGGGCAUUGCGGGUGCUGAAACGGCUGAUUUUGAUUCGUAUUCAAUUGUAUGGAUCGCAUCAUUACAUGAUUGCCGAUUCCUACCAUCGACUGGGCGAUGUUCUUCAAAAGAAGGGAAACUUGGAAGAAGCAAUGGAGGCCUAUGAAAAAGCCCGGUCGAUGUUCACAGGCAUUAUACUCACGGAAGGCCAUUCCGAUUUUUCAGGUCUCAUUGCGACUGUGAAUUCAGUGAUUCGUUCCCAAACCAAGCUACAAGAAGCGCUUCAAGCCCAGUGCGCAUCCUUGGAGUAUCAUCGAGACAUCUUUCAGGAUGAAGGAAAUAGCUCAAGCAUAAAGCUGCGUUUCAAGAGUAGGUCUCGCAUGUCGCAGACGGAAGAUAUGCUGAUGAAAAGCAUUGAUCAAUUUCAGCGCAAAUUGAGCAGUGUCUUCCAACCAUCCUCUGGCGCUCCACUUAAUGGCGUUCUAGAUCAUAUUGCUGCUGAUGAUAUAAUGAAAGACCCUGCUACCACUGUGAAUGACGCCAUACAAUGCUGCCAAUCCUCUCUGGCAGACUUCCGAAAGGCUGAUGACCAUCAAGGACUCUCUGGGGCGGAUGCCUCCGAGAAUGCGUCCAUGGCAACCCAUGCGCUCCACGAGCUGGAACAUGUUCUUGAAACCUUUCACCGAGCAUUGAAACGAACCACAAGGAUAUUAGUCGAAAUGCAAGCCAAGCUGGCUAUCAUUUACAACAAUCAAGCAACGGUGCUCCAACUCCGCGGUGAUCUUGAUGGAGCAAUGAACAAGUUCCAAACCUCACUGACCAUCAAAAAGAAGACCCUUGGAGAAGACGAUGCACAAGUUGCAGAAAGGUUUGUCUACUUGGGCAAUAUACUGGAAUUGCAAGGAAGAACAGAAUUGGCGCGGUCAAGAUAUGAAAAGGCGCUAGUCAUCUUGAAGAAAACGUUGGGCGAGGACCACUCGUUUGUUGCCGAUACUCUCGUCAAGCUUGCCAACGUUUUAAGUGGACAAGGACAGCGGGAAAAGGCUGAAGAACACUAUUUCAAGGCCAUUGGAAUCUACAGACGGACACUGGGAGAAGAACACUUGUCGAUAGCGAAUGCCUUCUUAAAAGUCGGUGACAUGUCUUGUGUCCAACGGAAAUAUGAUCGCGCCUUGGAGAUGUAUCAGUCGGCGUUGGGUAUUCAGAGAAUUGCGCUCGGUGACGAUGAUGUGACAGUCGGUGAUAUCUAUGCAUUGAUCAGCUCCCUCUUGAGAAAGCAAGGAAAGGACAAUGAAGCAAAUGAGGCAUACGAAAAGUAUCUUGAAAUCAAGAAAAAGAGUUUAGGUGAGGAAACCUUGGCACUGAUUGAAUACGAGCUGGAGAGGGCAAAGGAACUCGCAGGAGAAGACAAGCCAGAAGAGGCAAUGUCCUCAUACCAAAAGGCGCUGGACGCGUCCCAAGAAGCAUUUGGGUCCGAAGACGUAUCGAUAGCAUUCAUAUACAACGGAAUGGCCUUGGUGCUGUCUCAGCAGGGCACCCUUGGACGGGCCAUGAUGUUGCAUUACAAAGCGCUUGGGCUGUAA